Messenger RNA from Hydatigera taeniaeformis, 306 nucleotides. NCBI's taxonomy places the organism in Eukaryota, Metazoa, Platyhelminthes, Cestoda, Cyclophyllidea, Taeniidae. The record is from the annotation of a GenBank genome assembly.
AUGCUGCGAUCUUGUGUUUUGAUGUUCUCUUUACCGAUCCUCGCUCCCCCUUCGUACUUGGACCAGGGGAAAGGGAGGGGUGAAGUGGAUGGACGGACGUCAGAUUCCCAUACCAGUUUCAUUGUGAUUGUGUUCGCCAUACCCCGUUCCCCUCGUGUACCGCUCCCUUCAUCCGUCCAUCCUUCACUCCGCAGUCAUAUGGCCUCGCUCUCAUAUAUACACAGACAUAUUUUAUUAUACCAUCUAUAUAUGCAUACACAUAUUCACAUGCAGGCGUUCUCAUCCUCCACGGACUACAUCAUAUAG